Messenger RNA from Oncorhynchus keta (chum salmon), 980 nucleotides. RefSeq names its product TatD DNase domain containing 3 (gene tatdn3). The transcript has 10 exons. The coding region runs from base 75 to 893 and encodes 272 amino acids. Gene Ontology annotation, molecular function: hydrolase activity, acting on ester bonds. The record is from RefSeq and is a predicted model, not a curated record. NCBI's taxonomy places the organism in Eukaryota, Metazoa, Chordata, Actinopteri, Salmoniformes, Salmonidae.
GAAACAAAACGGUGUAAAAAAAAACGUUCCACCUCACAUAAUUCACUUUGAAUUUCAACCCAAUUUUUUUGUCUAUGGCUUCAAUGGAUGGUGGCUUUGUUGAUUGCCAUUGCCACAUCACAGCCUGUGAAUUUGCCGAGGAUUUAGAGGAUGUGAUCAAGAGGACCAGAGAGGCUGGAGUCAAAACACUUAUUUCUGUCACUGAAGAGCCCAGUGAGUUUGAAAGAGUUAUCCAGCUGUUUAAAAGCUACCCAGAUCUAGUUGCACCAUGUUUUGGAAUCCACCCAGUCCAAGGCUGUGGGUCCCAUGACCAGCACAGCGUGAAGAUUCAGGACUUGGAGCCUGCCUUACCCUUGUUCCAGAAGUACAGAGAUGACAUUGUUGCAGUUGGAGAGAUUGGUCUUGACUACACACCUUGGUAUGCCCCCACUUCUCAGGAGAGAGAGGAACAGCUGACUGUUUUCACCAAGCAAUUACAAAUAUCCAAGGAUCUGGAUUUGCCAGUGAACAUCCAUUCCCGAUCAGCUGCAAAGGUCACCAUAGCUACUCUGAAAGAACAGGGUAUCACUUGUGCUUUGCUGCACAACUUUGCAGGGAAACCAUCAGUGGCCAUGGAAGGAGUGCAGGCAGGGUACUUCUUCUCCUUCCCUCCAGCUGUCUGUAGGAAUGACCAGAAAGCCAAGCUGAUCAAACAGAUUCCAUUAGAACACAUCUGUCUGGAGACAGACUCUCCUGCCUUGGGACCAGAAAAACAUGUAAGGAAUGAACCCAAGAACAUUUCACUGGUCUGUGAGUACAUUGCUCAUGUCAAAGGAAUCACACCUCAAAUGGUAAUUCAUGCCACUACAGAUAAUGCCCUCAGAUUGUUCCCAAAAAUUAAGAGACUUGAGUGAUGCGUUGUGUAAUUAAUUUAAUGUUGUGUUAUCUCAUGCUGUGUCUCUGAAAAUGAAAUGGAAUUGUGAAAUAAAAUGCUCAAUCAA